Molecule: messenger RNA, 1344 nt
Organism: Lycium barbarum (goji berry)
Lineage: Eukaryota; Viridiplantae; Streptophyta; Magnoliopsida; Solanales; Solanaceae
Exons: 7
Coding region: 246-1013 (255 amino acids)
Molecular function (GO): zinc ion binding
Source: RefSeq, a predicted model, not a curated record
GCGGCCAAAGUAAAUAAAAGAAAUCCACAUUUUUAUUUGGCAGUUGGUGAGUAUCCACUUCCGUCCGCUCCACUACUACAAUUUUCCCAUUGAAUCACCGUUACUCUCAGGUUUAUCUGGUGAGUAUGGGUAUAGUCAACAAAAUAAUAUCAGCUUUAUAUUGAGUCUGAGCCUGUUUUUAUAUAGGAGGGUUGCACAAGGAUAGCAACGUGUUGGCUGGGUUGGUCCUUUAUAUUUUGUUACCAAUGCAAGAUGUCGGUGUAGUCCGGCAUGAUAGUACCGACUGCGAUGAUCCAUAUGAUAUUGAAAAGCAGAGUGCGGAGGCCAGCAAUCAUGACUUAGCAGUGGAUCAAUCUGAACUCACGAUAGUGGUUUCUGCAGUCGAAUCACUCAACUCCCAGGCUGCCACACUAACCACAGACCCGGUUGGGAAUAUUUCCACCAUUGAGAAAAUAGAAAUUGCAGAGUCUCCUAAGAAGCCGUACUUAUCCAGGAAUCAUAGUCUUCAUGAACAAUGCAGAGUAUGUCAAGAGGAAAAGGAAGAAGAGUUGAUCGAUCUUGGAUGCCAUUGUCGUGGUGGAUUGGCAAAAGCACAUCUGACAUGCAUAGAAACAUGGUUUAAUACUAGAGGUUCAAAUAAAUGUGAAAUAUGCCAGCAAGUAGCUGCCAAUGUGGCAUCUCCAGAGUCUCAUGCACCUACAAGUUACUGGAUUUGGAGAGUGGAUCCUUCUUUUAGAGGGACAAAUAUUUCCCAAGAGCGGGAUAGAGGUUGUCUUAAUCCACUUUGGGUAGCAUUUUGUAUCCUCAUUGGUGGCCUCUUUCUGGAUGUGUUAAUAUCCAUUACACUUGGAGUCUCUGCACUGCCUGUGAACAUCAUUAUCGGGGUAAUAGUUGUGCUGGGACUCGGAACGGCUCUUCGGCUUGCCCUUGAGUUCUGCCAUGAUUGGAGUAUCAGAAGAGUAGUGCACCGGGUAGAAGCAAAUGCCAGUCUUGGAUUUCAUCCUGCAUUGUAGGUGAAAGAUACUUGGAAGUAGAUAACUGAUUCAAACUACACUGGAAGCUGUUCAUACCCCCUGAAACAUUGAAAUUUAUCCGCCAAAUGUAAUCUAGAGGCUUGCAGAGCCUGCAACUUGAAAGAUUUAUUGGAGCCAGUAUUUUUAAAUGCUGAGUGAACUUACUUACCCAUUGUAUUUAUUUCGUUUGAGGAUGCAGUGUGUAGUUUGGCAUCUUGUUUUGCAGCUUUAAUAUCUAUAUUACAGCAGUCUCUUUUGCCAAAAUUAUUUGGAACACAAAAACUUCUGUAGCUAAAGUGUUGAAUGAAGAUUUUUGGCUUGCUAGCCGAUA